Messenger RNA from Micropterus salmoides (largemouth bass), 1796 nucleotides. Its product is annotated as zinc finger protein 420-like. NCBI's taxonomy places the organism in Eukaryota, Metazoa, Chordata, Actinopteri, Centrarchiformes, Centrarchidae. Gene Ontology annotation, biological process: central nervous system development; regulation of transcription by RNA polymerase II. The transcript is spliced from 4 exons. The record is from RefSeq and is a predicted model, not a curated record. Gene Ontology annotation, molecular function: RNA polymerase II cis-regulatory region sequence-specific DNA binding; DNA-binding transcription factor activity, RNA polymerase II-specific. Gene Ontology annotation, cellular component: nucleus. Bases 71 to 1606 code for a protein of 511 amino acids.
ACUCAAACGUCUCUGCUGUCAGCACUGUGGCAAAUCCUUCUCAACAUCUGGAUCUUUAAAGAUACAUCUGAUGCUUCACACUGGAGAGAAACCGUACAGCUGUGACCAGUGUGGGAAAACUUUCACUCGAGCAGGUCACCUACAAAGGCACCGACGUAUUCACACUGGAGAGAAACCGUACUGGUGUGAACAAUGUGGGAAAGUAUUCACUACAUCAUGUCAGCUAAAAGCACACCUACGUGUUCACACUGGAGAGAAACCGUACAGCUGUGACCAGUGUGGGAAGGCGUUCCUUACAUUAUGUCACCUAGAAUAUCACAAACGUGUUCACACUGGAGAGAAACCGUACUGUUGUGACCAGUGUGGGAAAACUUUCACUACAUCCAGUCACCUACAAAGGCACCGACGUAUUCACACUGGAGAGAAACCGUACUGGUGUGAACAAUGUGGGAAAGUAUUCACUACAUCAUGUCACCUAAAAGCACACCUACGUGUUCACACUGGAGAGAAACCGUACAGCUGUGACCAAUGUGUGAAGGCAUUCAUUACAUCAAGUGAACUAAAAAUCCACCUACGUGUUCACACUGGAGAGAAACCGUACUGGUGUGAACAAUGUGGGAAAAUGUUUUCUCAGAGCAGUUCCUUGGGAAUUCAUCAGAGAGUUCACACUGGAGAGAAACCGUACAGCUGUGACCAGUGUGGGAAAGCUUUCACUCAAUCGUCUAAACUAAAAAUCCAUGAACGUGUUCACACUGGAGAGAAACCGUACAGCUGUGACCAGUGUGGGAAGGCGUUCAUUACAUCAGGUGAACUAAAAAUCCACCUACGUGUUCACACUGGAGAGAAACCGUACAGCUGUGACCAGUGUGGGAAGGCGUUCAUUACAUUAUGUCACCUACAAACUCACAGACGUGUUCACACUGGAGAGAAACCAUACUGGUGUGAACAAUGUGGUAAAUUGUUUUCUCAGAGUAGUCACCUUAAAAUUCAUCUGAGACUUCACACUGGAGAGAAACCGUACAGCUGUGACCAGUGUGGGAAAACUUUCACUGCAUCAGGUGCCCUAAAAAAACACCAACGUGUUCACACUGGAGAGAAACCACACAGGUGUGAACAGUGUGGAAAAACUUUUGCUGCACUAGAUAACCUAAAAACCCACCACCGUGUUCACACUGGAGAGAAACCGUACUGGUGUGAACAGUGUGGAAAAACUUUUGCUGCAUCAGGUCAACUAAAAACCCACCAACGUGUUCAUAAUGAAAAGAGACCAUACUGGUGUGAACAGUGUGGAAAAACUUUCACUCAAUCAGGUCACUUAAAAAUCCACCAACGUGUUCACACUGGAGAGAAACCGUAUUGGUGUGAGCAGUGUGGAAAAACUUUCUUUAAAUCAGGUGCCCUAAAAAUCCACCAACGUGUUCACACUGGAGAGAAACCGUACUGGUGUGAACAGUGUGGAAAAACUUUCUCUAAAUCAGGUGACCUAAAAAUCCACAGACGUGUUCACACUGGAGAGAAACCGUACAGCUGUGGCCAAUGUGGUAAUUCUUAUACCAACAGGAGAACUCUUAGAAGACACAAAUGUAUCCACAAAGCGUCAGUGUGACAUUUUCCACAGAGCCGAGCUAGCUGUUUCCUCCUGCCCUGAAUACAACCAGCUGUUAUCAUGUGACUGUGCUGGACUAACGUCAUGUGAUGACAUCUGAGGAAGUUUGAUUUGGAAAGAGCUGGAAAGCGUCAGUCCGGAGGGUUUAUCAGCCAAUAACAAAAUUAAAUUGGAGUAUCCAGGUUUCAAC